GCAGGACCUUACUCUGGCUCUCCUUGGGCCCAAUCCUCUCCACCAUGUUGUCCAGAGAGCGAAAGUGCCCGCAGCCUCAAAUCCCCCCACUCGCAGCGAGGACUAGGAGGCUACAGCCGGGGGCCCGAAGGCAGAGAAGUGCCCCAUAAUCGUCGCCAGGGAUAUAGGCGCGCCAGCUGCCCGAGGGCCCCGGGGGCCUUCGCGCCGGUCCCAGGGGCGGCGCCUGCGUAGGCUGCUCCGCUCGGCGGCCGGGGUGGGGUGCGGUGAGGUCCCACCCGUGGCUCUUUCUCUUGUCUCUCGGGCCGAGCCCCGCCCUGGGGAUCAGGUGACAGCAGAGGCUGGAAUUUGACACCAGACUCUGCCAGCCACGGAGAUGGAGCCGGUGCUUUUCUCCCUGCCAGAGGCCGCCUGUCCCGGAGCCCGCCCGGCCGCAGGUCCGCUUCCCGAGGGCCGAGAGCCCCGCCGGCUCCCUGCCUCGCCGUGUGCGGUGAGUCCGGCCCGGCGUGGAGGGGGAUCCCGGGAUCGGGGCUGCCCUGCCGACUCCGGCCCGGACGCCAGCCGCUCUAACCCGAUCUUUCCCCGCAGGGGGGCGCUGAGCCCACCGGGCACCUGCCGGCCAUGCAGGCGACGUGAACGUCGGGCGCCCGAGGGAGCGAUCCCGGCGGGGCCGGACUAUGGCCCCCGGGGCCGGGUGAGCGCAGGAGCUGCCGAGGAGCCGCUGCCGCCGCCGGGAGGGAGCGGAUUCGAUGCCCUGGAAGGGCCGGUACCCGAGGGCAGAGGGAGGCGCUUCCCGGCCCGGAUCCUCGGAGUAUGGUCCCCGGAGAGCCGCGCGCAGCAGGAGGCGCCCCAUCUGCCGAGACGGAGCGCGCGGAUGGAGUGGAGAGUGGAGGGGCCAAGGCACAGAUCGGACAGAUCUCCCUCUGCCUACAGGAGUUUGCCUGUCCGACAAGAGCGAUACAGGGAGCGGGGUUUGUGGGGUACAAUCACCCUGCUAUCAUUGUUUGCUGGUGCAGUCAUGGCAACCCCACAGACCUGGCACAACAACCAGACAUUGGGAGCUGCCCCUGAUGGAAGCAUGGGCACUGCCAGCUCUGCCCCUCUGGAGGAAAACAGCAGGGAAGCAUCAUCACUGGGCACAUGGAGCCAUUGGCACGGGGGAAACGUGACCAUAGACAGGCUGAGCUCCUCGGAACUGCUCAGGGCUGAGCGCUCCCCAGCCGGUUCCAGCAAGGCCAAGAAAGGAUCCAAGAAAGCUGGUCGCAGCAAAAACAGCCGCUACUGCCGCCUGCACAGCCGCCUGGUGAAGGUGCGGGACCUUGGGCUGGGCUUCGAGUCGGAGGAGAUUGUGCCGUUCAAGUACUGCAGUGGGUCGUGCCAGCGCGCCCGCACCAACUAUGACCUGGCCUUGAGUAGCCUGCUACAGCAACGCACCAUCGUGCCUGGGCCUCAUGACCACCCUUCCUCCCACCCCUGCUGCCGCCCCACCCGGUAUGAGGACUUCUCCUUUAUGAAUGUGCGCAAUGCCUGGCAGACUGUGGACCGUAUCUCAGCAGCAGAGUGUGGCUGCGUGGGCUGAGGGGUCUGUCUACUCCAAGCUCACUGUGUGUUACUGAGGCUGCAGCUAUGCCUAGGGCCUUGCUCCAUUGGUGGGGCAUGAGACGCGGAGAGACACAGUCUGUGGUGGGGCUUUCCAGGUCAGGCAGAAGCAGCACAUGGACAAUAAGCAGGAAGAGAGCAUGAGAGCCAUGGCUUGAAGGUGCCUGGGCCUUCAUCUCCACAUCUGUGGAACAUCUUCAUAGGGUACUUUCCUCACAGGAGCAAGAUGGUGAGAUGGAGGUCAGCCAAGCCUUUGAGGGCUGCAAACCCACACUGGGAGGAAUUCGCUCCUUUAGGAUUUUGUCCGUCAACCGUGUUGUGCAUUUGCUCACUCAUCAAGUUGCACCCUCCAGUGGAGAAGCAGCACUGGGAUUUCCCAUACCUUUACUCAAGGGAUGAAGGAUAGGGUUGAAGCCUGAAAGACCACUGGUGCAAAUGGGUAGGUUCUUGAGCAUCACUUCUUACCACUUUGUCAGGCAGUGGAAAGAAUUGGCUGCUCGCUCAGGUCACCUGGCCCUGUCAAUUGCAAGGCUCAUGUUCUCUCCCACUUUAAGCCCCCAAACCUUUCCCCGAGCAACUUGGUUUGCUCCAUCAGGGAGCAGAUAUAGUUGAACACGAAGGACAGAGUCACAAUGCUUAGCAGCAGCUUCAGGGUCAACCUACAACUGGCGAGCUUGUGCUCUGACGGUCCAUUGACGGUCCACUGCUGUCAGUCUUGUGCUGGGAUGGUCGGCACAGUUGUUGAGGACUGAAUGGAGCACCUUCCUGGUUUUGUACUAAGAUGGUGGUAAUUCUUAUAGUCUUUGACCUGGUUUGGGGAGCUUCUCCUGGUGAGAACAAGCCCUUGGCAGAUGGGAGGCUGGUGGCUGGACCUUGGGGAGGGGAUCGAGAAGCACAGCUGAUGGAAGUCUUAUGUUUCCACAGCGUAGUUAAGGCACCUAUGGAGCUACAGAAAAUGGUCUUAUCCUAUAAAACCAAUGAUGGUGUUAACAUCCUGGUUUGCAACAUUCCCUAACACACCACCAGCAGCUUGGAGUUUGGCCACUACAGUUGCCAGGCCAACACUGGAAGAAGCAAUAGCCCCUGCCAAUCCCUGAGUCAGCCAUCACUUGGUGCCAGCAGGGUGGGGAACUCUCUGUCCUAGAAGUGACACUUUCUGAACAAAGUUAUUUAUUCUCUAACUUAUUUAUUUAUUUGUUUGAACCCCACUCCCCACCCAGUGGCACCUAUUUAUGAUGCUGAGAGUCGGGCCUGGUGUAUCAUUGAAAACGGGUGCUGAUGUUAUGUCCCAGCCUGUGACCAGCAGUUCCUACUCCCUUUUCCCUUCUUGGCCUGAUCAAAGGCAUUUCCUCUUUUCCCUUUCCUGAUUUUUAUAUUCUCUACCCUUUAUUUGCAUUUGAAUAAACUCUAUUUUUGUACAGCAGCAACUUCCUGUAGCAAUAAAGCCUGUUAAGGCAGUGAGAAAUUGGCUU
Messenger RNA from Zootoca vivipara (common lizard), 3068 nucleotides. RefSeq names its product artemin (gene ARTN). Gene Ontology annotation, molecular function: growth factor activity; receptor tyrosine kinase binding; glial cell-derived neurotrophic factor receptor binding. The record is from RefSeq and is a predicted model, not a curated record. NCBI's taxonomy places the organism in Eukaryota, Metazoa, Chordata, Lepidosauria, Squamata, Lacertidae.